This is a messenger RNA of Mus pahari (shrew mouse), 957 nucleotides long. RefSeq names its product olfactory receptor 143-like. Gene Ontology annotation, cellular component: membrane. Gene Ontology annotation, biological process: sensory perception of smell; G protein-coupled receptor signaling pathway. The transcript has a single exon. Gene Ontology annotation, molecular function: odorant binding; G protein-coupled receptor activity; olfactory receptor activity. The record is from RefSeq and is a predicted model, not a curated record. The coding region runs from base 16 to 957 and encodes 313 amino acids. NCBI's taxonomy places the organism in Eukaryota, Metazoa, Chordata, Mammalia, Rodentia, Muridae.
UUGCAGGUGCCACACAUGAUGCAAAUGACUAUGGAAAAUAAAUCUUCAGUGUCAGAAUUUAUUCUUAUGGGGCUGACAGACCAACCUGAGCUCCAGCUGCCCUUAUUUGUUCUGUUCUUGAUGAACUACACAGCUACGGUGAUGGGCAACUUGAGCUUAAUGAGUCUCAUUUGCUUAAACUCAAACCUUCACACUCCCAUGUACUUUUUUAUCUUCAAUCUGUCCUUUAUUGACUUCUGUUAUUCAUUAGUCUCUACUCCCAAAAUGCUGAUGAGUUUUGUCAUAGAGAAGAACACCAUCUCCUUCAGAGGAUGCAUGACUCAGCUGUUUUUCUACUGUGUUUUUGUGAACUCUGAGAGUUAUGUACUGACAGCAAUGGCCUAUGAUCGUUAUGUGGCCAUCUGUCAGCCACUUAUGUACAAGAUCAUUAUGUCCCCUAAAAUCUGUUGUCUGUUGCUAUUUGGUUCUUACUUGAUGGGGUUUGUUAGUGCCAUGGUUCACACAGGAUGCAUGGUCAGGCUCAGUUUUUGUGAUUCUAACAUCAUCAACCACUACAUGUGUGACAUCUUCCCUCUCCUCCAACUUUCCUGCAGUAGUACUUAUGUCAAUGAGCUUAUGAGCUAUGUUGUGGUGGGUACAUCUAUCAUUUUAUGCUGCCUAAUUAUCUUAAUCUCAUAUGCUCUGAUCCUCCUCAGUAUCAUUCAUAUGUCAUCAGGUAAGGGUUGGUCCAAAGCCUUGGGUACCUGUGGGUCUCACAUCAUAACUGUUAGUCUCUUUUAUGGAUCUGGGCUGCUUACUUAUGUCAAUCCAUCAUCUGCUGAAUCUGUGGGUCAGGCAAAAUUUUUCUCAGUGUUUUAUACAUUAUUGGUGCCCAUGUUGAACCCUCUUAUUUAUAGCCUCAGGAACAAGGAUGUCAAGCUUGCUGUGAAAAAAACCUGGAAAAGAAUCACAAGCUGA